AUGGAGUGGGCGGAGUCUCGCACUACAGCUCAGGGCUCAUCCUCGGGCUCGCCCUCAACAACGGAUGAGUCUUUUGUCGAACCCGGCAAGAUGAAGCUUGCAUACUUCGGCAACGAGUUCCCAGCUGAUAGCCUUGGAGAACUGACUCGUCGUCUCCAAGACUAUAGUCGCGACAGACGGCACUAUAUACUGGCUAAGUUUAUCCACGAAGCUACCCUAGUUGUUCGGGAGGAAGUAGCCUCACUCCCUGGGGAAUUGAGGCUAUUGGUGCCACCGUUCACAACAGUAUUCAGCCUAGCCGAGAAUACCCCACUCCGUGAGGGUCCUCUUGGUGCCGCUGUAAAUGGAAUGCUCUUGUGUGUACUCCAAUUGGCGGCAUUCAUUGGAUACUAUGAGAGACAUCCCGACGAAGUAUUCGAUAUUCGUGGCACAGACACUUGUCUCGCAGGGCUAGGUACUGGCCUCUUGUCUACCGCCGCCAUAUCAUUGUCUCCAUCCUUGUCAGACACACCGAUCGCUGCGGCCGAGGUGAUCCGUAUAGCCUUUCGACUGGGGGUUGUCGUUGAUGAAGUUUCGCGUAACCUGGAGCCUCGUCCACUCGACAACGUCCAAGGUGACAGUUGGGCAUACGUAGUGCCAGGUGCUCAGGUUGAUGAGGUUAAGAAAGAGCUUGACGCUAUCCAAGCUACCCAGUUCAAAAACCAGGAGACUCCAAGACCGGACAUGGUCUUCAUCAGUGCCUCGAGUCGCGCUUCCGUCACCAUCAGUGGCCCACCAGCCAGGCUGGCGCGUAUCCUCAAAGUGUCUGAGUUUUUCCGCGACCGCAAAACCAUCGCUCUGCCAGUGUAUGGUGGUCUUUGCCAUGCCGAGCAUAUAUACGGCAAGGAACACGUCUCCAGGGUCACAGAGGCCACUUCCCUCCACGCCAGCUUCACGCCUCGCGUGCCCGUGUUGUCGACGAGCACAGGCAGACCAUUCUCGGCAAAGACCGCUUCCGGCCUAUUCUACCAAAUUGUAGCAGAGAUUCUCACAGGCAAGAUUCAGUGGGACAAUGUCAUCAACAGCGUUGCACAGCGGGCGAGGGCCUCAGCGGUCUCAGAGUGCCAAAUACUCACCUUCCGCACAUCCCUACCGAUCCACGAUCUUAUGGAUGACCUGAACAAGCAGCCACAAGAUCUAAAGCUGAAGACUAGCAUGAAAGAUGUUAUUCAGUGGAUCGUCAAGCCUGAAACCCCAUCCAGCGGGCCAAGGGGUCCCCAACAGGCCAAGAUCGCAAUCGUGGGCAUGGCCUGUCGGAUGCCGGGAGGCGCGACUGAUCCAGAGAAAUUCUGGAAAAUAUUGGAAGAGGGCCUUGAUGUUCACCAAAAAGUACCUGACGACCGUUUCGAUGUUGAGACACAUUACGAUCCCACUGGUCAUCGCGUAAAUACGAGCCACACACCGUUUGGCUGCUUUAUCGAUGAGCCCGGCCUGUUUGAUGCGCCGUUCUUCAACAUGUCGCCCCGUGAGGCUUGCCAGACGGACCCUAUGCAGAGGCUCGCGCUUGUGACAGCUUAUGAAGCGCUCGAGAAAGCGGGCUAUGUCGCAAAUCGCAGCGCGUCUACUUCCCUGUCCCGUAUCGGUACCUUUUACGGACAGGCGAGUGACGAUUAUCGCGAGGUUGCUUGCAAUUCUCUCUGGAAUGGAGACACCGAUAUGGCUGUGGCGGGUGGGAUGAAUGUUCUCACCAAUUCAGACGCUUUUGCGGGCCUAAGCAAGGGCCACUUUCUAUCAAAAACGCCCAACGCGUGUAAGACCUGGGAUGCGGAAGCCGAUGGAUAUUGUCGUGCCGAUGGAGUGGUAUCAUUUGUGCUGAAACGCCUCGAGGAUGCGGAAGCCGAUAAUGACAACAUUCUCGGCGUGAUACUCUCAGCCGGAACAAACCAUUCAGCCGAGGCAGUCUCUAUAACCCAUCCUCACGCAGGCCACCAGGCAGACCUAACCAGAGAGAUCCUGGCACAGGCUAGUGUGAGCCCAUUUGACGUCGAUUAUGUGGAGCUUCACGGCACAGGCACCCAGGCCGGGGAUGGGCAAGAAAUGAAGUCUGUCACAGACGUCUUUGCUCCACUAAAUGGCGACAAGCGUCGAAGUUCAAAACAUCCGCUGCAUAUAGGCGCGGUCAAGGCCAAUGUUGGCCACGGAGAAGCUGUGGCUGGUCCUACGGCGUUGCUGAAAGUGCUGCUGAUGUUCCAGAAGGAAGCCAUUCCCCCACACGUGGGCAUCAAGAACAGCUUGAACCCAAAUCUUCCUCAGGACCUGGACAGGCGACACGUUCGAAUCCCCUUUGAGAAAACCCCCUGGCUGCAGAACUCAAUUCGAUCUCGCAUUGCUGUGGUCAAUAACUUCAGUGCUGCUGGAGGCAAUUCGAGUAUUGUCAUCCAAGAAGGAGCACAUGCAGGCGGAAUCAAGAUGGCCGCUGGUAAGAAAGAUACGGCCGACCCACGAUCAAAUCAUGUCAUAGCCGUAUCAGCCAAGAGCAAGGCCUCGUUCAGAGGGAACAUUCAGCGUCUCCUUGACUACCUAGAAGAGCAUCCCAAUGUCUCCCUUGCGAACCUGUCGUACACAACCAUGGCCCGAAGAUACCACCAUAACCACCGCGUGGCCAUAUCCACACCGGGAGAUGGGGUCGCGCAACUUAAAAAGCACCUCAGCAGCACUCUGCAGUCAGCAGACUCUCAUAAGCCUAUCUCGCCUACUGGCCCGCCACCCAUCGUCUUCGCCUUCACAGGCCAGGCUGCCUCACAUCGGUCGAUGAGCUUAGAGCUAUUCCGCGACGUUCCCAGUUUCCGAACCCAUCUCCAGUAUCUGGAUUCCCUCUCUCAAAGCCAGGGAUUUCCCUCCUUUAUCCCUGUACUCGACGGCAGCUAUCCACAGGACCAUACCCAUCCGCCCACAGUCACACAGCUAGCUCUCGUCUGUAUGGAAAUAGCGCUCGCCAGGUACUGGGAGAGUCUUGGGGUCCGGCCGGACGUUAUUGUGGGGCAUAGCUUGGGCGAGUACGCUGCCUUCCACGUGGCCGGUGUACUAUCUGCUGUAGACACCAUCUUUCUUGCCGGCCGCCGCGCAAUGAUGAUCGAGGAGAAGUGUCAAAGGGGCAGUCACAAGAUGCUGGCUGUCCGCGCCUCAGUGAACAGCAUCCGUGAGGCCGUCGGUGAUAUGCCCUUUGAGGUUGCUUGCAUCAACAGUCCUCAAGAUACUGUGCUCAGCGGGCCGGUGGACGACAUCAACAACCUGGCUGAGAAGCUUCAGUCCUCUGCUAGCUUCAAGAGUUCUCACUUAGACGCGGCAUAUGCUUUCCAUUCCGAGCAGAUGGAUCCAAUUCUUGACGAAUUCGAGGACAUAGCAACGACAGGCGUUCUCUUUCAAACGCCCAGACUGCCCGUUAUCUCGCCCCUCUUGGGCAGGGUCAUCUUUGAUGAUAAGACUAUUAACGCCAAGUAUAUGCGCCGGGCCACGCGAGAGACUGUCGACUUCCUCGGGGCGAUCCAAAAGGCACAGCAAAUCUCAACUGUCGACGAGACGAUGUUGUGGGUUGAAAUAGGGCCACACCCGGUAUGCGUUGGCCUUGCACGGUCAAUCCUCACAGCUGCACCAGUCAUGGUGCCUUCCCUCCGCCGGGGUGAGAGCAACUGGCAGACGAUGUCACAGAGCUUGGCUGCCGUGCACAAUGCUGGGAUCACGGUGGAUUGGAGAGAAUAUCACCGUCCUUUUGAGUCAGGCUUGAGGCUUCUCGAUCUGCCAUCUUACGCCUGGAACGAGAAGAACCAUUGGAUCCAGUACAACGGCGAUUGGGCCCUCACAAAGGGCAACAAUUUCUACGACGCGGAGAAAGAGGCGGCGAGAGCGAAGAAUACGGUCUUGACCCCGACUGCUUCCCUUCAUGAACUCAGGACUUCACUCGUACACCACGUUGUCGAUGAAACAUUUAGUGAAUCGGCGGGGCGAGUUGUUGUGCAGUCCGACAUGAUGGCGGCUGAUUUUCUGGCUGCUGCGUGGGGACACAAGAUGAAUGGAGCAGGCGUGGUCACAUCAUCUAUCCACGCAGACAUCGCUUUCACGCUUGGGAAGUAUCUCAUCCAAAAGCUGAGACCGGGUUUCAAAACGGUUGCGGACAUGGACGUAAGAGACCUUGUGGUUCGUGAGGGUCUGGUAGCACAGAAGAACACGAGAGUGCCUCAGCUCGUUCAAAUAUCCAUCUCUACGCAGAACGUCGACGCCGGCGUCGCUCACCUCGAGUGGCACAAUCUUACCAACCACGGCGCCAUCGUCGACGACGAGCCCAUAGUCACCGCUCAGCUGGCCUACGGCAGCAACUCAGGCGCUUACCUAGCAAGUUGGACGCCAGUGCAGCAUCUCGUGCAGGGCCGCAUCGAGGCCCUUGAGAAGCUCGUCGAAGAGGGCGUGGCGAGCCGCAUGUCGCGCUCCAUGGCAUAUCUGCUCUUCUCCACCAACCUCGUCGACUACGCCGACAAGUACCGCGGGAUGCAAUCGGUGAUUCUGCAUGAGCUCGAGGCUUGCGCCGAGGUUACGCUCACGACGUCGGACAAGAGCGGCCUCUGGACUGUGCCGCCGUUCUUCAUCGACAGUCUCUUUCACAUUGCAGGAUUCGUCAUGAAUGUUUCGGACGCUAUCGACACACAAGCCAACUUCUGCGUCACUCCGGGUUGGUCGUCGUUGCGCCUGGCACGGCCACUUGUUGCUGGGGCCAGUUAUCGGACAUAUGUCAAGAUGAUCCCGACCACCGAGGACCCGGCCAUAUAUCUCGGCCAUGUUUACGUGCUGGAUGGUGAGAAAGUGGUUGGUUGCAUGGAGGCCAUCAAAUUCCGCCGAUAUCCUCGCAUAUUGCUGAACCGGUUCUUCUCGGCGCCAGACGUCAAAAACACAUCUGCAGGCAAGCCGUCCAAAGGCACCACAGCAUCCGCCGCUGGCGCCAUCCCAGCCGCAAAGCCGGCCUCAGUCUCUCCAGCGGAGCCUACUGCGGUGUCGGUGACUGCUCCUGUGCCCGCGUUCCAGACCAAAAAUGAAGUCAAGCCGGAGCCGCUAGCGCAGUCAACGCAACCACCGCCGCCGCCUGCUCCUGUCGCGGCGCCGCCAGCCGUCGGCAAUGAAGUGGAUAGUACUACGGCCAAGGCUAUGGUUCUCUUAGCCGCUGAGGCGGGCCUUGAACCUUCUGAGCUUCAAGACGAUGCCAGCUUUGCCAAUUUGGGUGUGGACAGUCUGAUGAGUCUCGUUAUUGCUGAGAAGCUGCGCGACCAGCUAGGCGUCGCCGUCAGCAGUAGCUUAUUCCUGGAAUAUCCGACAGUGGGGGAUUUGAGGGCUUGGUUGUUGGAGUAUUAUAGUUAG
Diaporthe amygdali is the source of this 5382-nucleotide messenger RNA. RefSeq lists its product as uncharacterized. The coding region runs from base 1 to 5382 and encodes 1793 amino acids. Lineage: Eukaryota; Fungi; Ascomycota; Sordariomycetes; Diaporthales; Diaporthaceae. The record is from RefSeq and is a predicted model, not a curated record. Gene Ontology annotation, biological process: secondary metabolite biosynthetic process; fatty acid biosynthetic process. Gene Ontology annotation, molecular function: phosphopantetheine binding; fatty acid synthase activity. The transcript is spliced from 5 exons.